AUGGCGUUUAUGGGCGGUAACCUGUUCGGAUCCUUCAUUCUUGGAUUCAUUGGGGAUACAUGGGGUCGGAAGAUUGUGAUGUACAUUGGCGCAGUAUUACUUUUUGGGUCCUCUCUUGGAUGUGCAUGGGCAAAUAGCUUCAUAUUUUUUGUGGUUCUUCGAUUCAUCGCAGGGGCGGCAACUACAAGCGGUAUCGGUUCUCUUAUGAUAAUAAUGUUCGAAACGGUUGACCCGGCUCACAGAUCUCACGCAACUGUUGCUGUGGAAGUGUCUUGGUGUUUGGGGGAAAUCAUUUUAAGUGGCGCCGCUUACUUCAUCCGAGACUGGCGAAGUCUACAGAUUGCAAUCUCUUGUCCUGGAGGAAUAUUACUUCUCUACUGGUUGUUUGUACCAGAGUCCGCAAGAUGGCUGUUGUCUAAAGGAAAAGGGGUGAAGGCAAUGAAAAUAGUACAGCGCGCUGCUUAUAUGAAUAAAAGACAACCCCAUAUAGAUGCAAAAGAAGUAAAGCUUGAACAACGAAAGAGCUGGAAUGAAUUAUUACCUUUAUUUCAAUCAUGCAGACUGUUCGUUCGGUUCAUGGUAAUUGCAAUGCUCUGGUUUAUCUUGUCCCUGUCUUACUAUGGUCUGACUUUCAAUGUGGGACGCAUAGGUAACAAUGCUUACUUAGAAUUCAUCAUCUACGCCGUGUUGGAAAUGGUCGCCUAUGUCUCGUGUCUCUUCAUCAAUACAAGACUUGGACGCAAGCCACUGAACAUUGGUGCUUUUCUACUGGCCGGUGUAGCAUGUAUUUCCUCUACUUUGAUCUCACGAUAUGCAGAUGGAGACAACGACUGGCUGAUUAUCGUUUUGUCAGCGAUAGGCAGGAUGGGUGUAUCUGCAACGUUUGCCAAUGCCUUUGUGUAUACUGGAGAACUGUUCCCUACGACAAUAAGAAGUUUUAUACUUGCCUGUACAAAUGUAGCUACUCGGACUGGAGCUAUUAUAUCUCCUUAUCUUACAGAGUCGGGUACUAACAAAGGAGGAGGGCUUGGAUAUACAUCCCUGAUAUUCGGAGUGUUGACUUUGGCAGCAGGGAUCGUGUCGUGUUUCCUGCCAGAGACCCUCAACACCUCAUUGCCUGACAACAUAGAUGACAUGGAUGGUCGACGCAAGCAACAAUUUGCCCAAAAGAAUGAUGAUACUUUAAUAGCGACAGUUCUGUAG
Messenger RNA from Ylistrum balloti, 1203 nucleotides. Its product is annotated as organic cation transporter protein-like. The record is from RefSeq and is a predicted model, not a curated record. Gene Ontology annotation, cellular component: membrane. Gene Ontology annotation, biological process: transmembrane transport. The transcript is spliced from 7 exons. Gene Ontology annotation, molecular function: transmembrane transporter activity. Lineage: Eukaryota; Metazoa; Mollusca; Bivalvia; Pectinida; Pectinidae. The coding region runs from base 1 to 1203 and encodes 400 amino acids.